Molecule: messenger RNA, 2049 nt
Organism: Conger conger (European conger)
Lineage: Eukaryota; Metazoa; Chordata; Actinopteri; Anguilliformes; Congridae
Gene: apobec2a
Product: apolipoprotein B mRNA editing enzyme, catalytic polypeptide-like 2a
Exons: 3
Coding region: 97-897 (266 amino acids)
Biological process (GO): cytidine to uridine editing
Cellular component (GO): nucleus; cytoplasm
Molecular function (GO): cytidine deaminase activity; RNA binding
Source: RefSeq, a predicted model, not a curated record
GGCUUCGUCCCGUCCUUCUCCCCCCACUCACCCACCCGCCACCACCACCACCCCUCCCCACCGACAGACGGACACGGACAGUUUCCCAGGCCAGUCAUGGCAGACAGGAAGGGCACCGGCAAAACACCGCUGAGGAAGAAGGAGAAGAAGCCAGAGGCUAAAGACGCGAAAGCAGAGAAGGUUCCGGAGCCAGAAAAGGCAAAGGAGAAAGAGAAAGCAGAGGAACAGCCGGUGCAGGCAGAGGGGGAAAAGCCAGGGGAGAAACCUGCGGCGAACGGGGGGGCCGCGGAAGGGGCAGCAGCCAGUGGGGAGAAUGGAGAGUUCCAGUUCCAGCCCAUUGAGCUGCCUCCCUUCGAGAUCAUUGAGGGAGAUCGAAUUAGCCCCUUCUUCUUCAAGUUCCAGUUUAAGAACGUGGAGUAUUCCUCAGGCCGGAACAAGACCUUCCUGUGCUUCCUGGUGGACUCGCAGGGAGGCAACGGCGAGGUGAAGCGGGGCUACCUGGAGGAUGAGCACUCGGGCACUCACGCCGAAGAGGCCUUCUUCCACCUGGUGAUGCCCAAGUAUGACCCGGCGCUGCGCUACACGGUCACCUGGUACGUGUCCUCCAGCCCCUGCCCGGCCUGCUGCGUCAAGCUGGCCGAGAUCCUCCGGGCGCGCAAGAGCCUGCGCCUCACCAUCUUCUCCGCCCGCAUCUUCAUGUGGGAGGAGCCCGAGGCACAGGCGGGCCUGAAGGCCCUGGCCGCCGCAGGCUGCAAGCUGCGCAUGAUGAAGCCCACAGACUUUAUCUACACCUGGGACACCUUCGUGGAGAACGAGGACGAGAAGUUUGAGCCCUGGGAGGACUGCAUGGAGAAUUACGAGUACUACCAGGAGAAGCUGGCGGACAUACUUCAGUAACAGGCUUGCUGAUAAAUGAAAGCACACACAAGCUUCUGGCAUUCAACCUCUGCCUUACGACCGGAGUAUGCUGCCCCCCCCCCCCCUUUCACCCUGCUAUAGAAACAAAGCCUUUCCUCUUACAGACACUGUAUGGAUACUAUGGAGGUACAUUCUAUUCUCAAACCCAUACUUUAAAGUCAGGGGCAUUGCCCUAAAAGGGGCUGUUUUUAAACCCCAGAGCUGGGACACACAAGUAAUCUCCAACCUGCCCGUCAGCACUGAGCACUCAGCCUCUGUCAACACAAACUGAGAUGCUUCCAUGACACCUGAUCCUUUCCAAAUUGAAUGUACCGCCUACAUUAAGAAACGUCUGUCAACCUUAUCACCUGCUUUGACCUCUGCUGAAGCAUCAGUGUGGUCUUUCUCAACACCUUUGGGGUUAAUGAAAAACAAAAUACUGUAAAUUGAUUAUUAGUGAACAGAUCAAUUUAAAAUAUCUAAUGGCAUUGUUGUUGUUUUUUAUAUUUAAAAAAAACCUUAAUUCAUACCAAGAAUGCUUAGGUUUUGAUGCUUCUAUUCAGAUAUUUAGGUUUUAUAUUUUUUAUGUUUUGAUUUAUUCAAUAAUUCAAGAUUCAAACAUUUAAAUUGGGAAAAUACACAUUUGGUACAGUUUCAAGCACAUUGAGAAUGAACUAUAAUUUUUUGAAUGUUCAUGAAACACAUAGCCUAUAUUUGUUACAUAGACUAAUUUGUUUUCAUGCAACUUUCGUAUUAUAGAGAACAUUCUCUUUAAAACAACCACUGAUAGUUUUCAUAAUGAUUAUUUGGACUACUGUUUAUCUUUUGUUUACAACAUAUUUUUUGUGCAAUUAAAUUCACAAUGCACUAAAGUAAAGCAAGAAGCUGAGAUGUUCAUGUUAUUUUAUGAAUCUGUUCUAUAAAUGUAUACACAUUUGUAAUGAAUAAUUUUAGACAUAAAGGGUAAGCAAUGAUUAUAAUCAUGCUAAUAGCCAUUUUUAAAAAUCUGUACUGGAAGAUUUGCUUGCAAUAUUGUACAUUAAAAUGACUGCUAAGGAUAGUUCCUUAGGAUUAUGCCUAGGUUUUCAUGGUAUAGGUUACAGGCAAUAGAAAUUGAAUAAAUGCUUUUCAGAAUAUAAAAAAAUAUAUGAA